Astyanax mexicanus (Mexican tetra) is the source of this 2315-nucleotide messenger RNA. It is a transcript of the gene dnaaf1, whose product is annotated as dynein axonemal assembly factor 1. Bases 392 to 2185 code for a protein of 597 amino acids. NCBI's taxonomy places the organism in Eukaryota, Metazoa, Chordata, Actinopteri, Characiformes, Acestrorhamphidae. The record is from RefSeq and is a predicted model, not a curated record. The transcript is spliced from 10 exons. Gene Ontology annotation, molecular function: protein binding.
UUAAACAUUUUAAAAGACACUUCAGGAAAUUGUCUUAUAAUUAUAUUAAAUUAAACUAGUCAUAUCAGUGUGUAACUUAUAUUCUGGCGAUAUAUAUAUAUCAUAUGUUUUAUUAUUAAUUGAUUAAUUAUUAAUAUACAGUGUUAUAUAUUAGCUUAUACAUAUCUGUGUAUAUUUUUAUUGUUUAGUUUAAUGUAUUUACCGUUUCUCUGUUUUUUAGGGUUUUUUAAUGCAUCCGUUUGCGCGCGAGUGGGGGCGUGGCUUGUGGUCUCUAUGGAGACCGUAAACACUUGCUGAGUUCCGGGUGUUAUAAACAGAUCCUCUUAGGAAAAUCAAUACAUUUGAUCAGACCCCCGCAGUCUAUCCAAUCUUUUCCAUAUAUCUGAUCAACAUGCAGACCAAACACACAAAUCCGGCAGCGCGCGCUGAGGACGCAGCUCACCCUGACCCAGUUGUGAUCUCUGCACCUGAAAUAACAGAAUCUCAGCCCUCAGAGGGAGAUGAAAAUACUAACAUUAGUGAGGAGGUUUCUGAACAGGCAGCACCAGACACCAGCAGAAACAUCUCAGGUCCCAGAAUCACUAAAAAGUUCUUAAGGGAUCACUGCAAACAAAACAAACUGUACCUAACGCCGAGGCUGAACGACACGCUCUACCUUCACUACAAAGGGUUUAUGGUUAUAGAAGGGUUAGAGGAGUAUACAGGGCUGCGCUCUCUCUGGCUCCAGUGUAAUGGAAUUAAGAAGAUCGAAAAUCUGCAGAAUCAGACAGAGCUCCGCUGCUUAUACCUCCAUCAGAACCUCAUCCACACGCUGGAGAACCUCCACCCACUCACAAUGCUCAGCACCCUCAAUGUCUCCAACAACCGCAUCCGGGUCAUCCAGAACCUCGCCUGCCUGAGUCAGCUGACCACUCUCCAGAUCUCCCAUAAUGCACUGGAGACGGCUCAGGACCUAAUGGAGCUCCGCCUCUGUCCAUCCAUCAGCGUUCUGGACCUGUCCCACAACCGACUCUCCGACCCUCAGAUUGUCUCCAUACUGGAGCAGAUACCUGACCUGCGAGUGCUAUACCUUAUGGGUAAUGAAGUCAUCAAGAAAAUUCCAAACUACAGGAAGUCACUGAUCAUCCGACUAAAACAGCUCACAUACCUGGAUGACCGUCCUGUGUUUCCACGGGAACGGGCGUGUGCGGAGGCAUGGUUGGUUGGGGGGUUGGAUGGUGAGCGGAGAGAGCGGGAGCUGUGGCAGUCGAGAGAGAGGAGGAGGAUCCAGGACAGUCUGGACGCGAUGGCGGCUAUCAGAGAAAACGCCAUCAAACAGAGACGAGCGCGAGAGCAGCAAGAGGAGAAAGGAAUUCCUGAGUCUCAGAAUUUAACAGGGGAAGAUCUGACCAGGCCUGAGAAAGAGCUAGGCCAGUCUGAGUUAAUCUUAGAACCCGUAAUUUACCCAGACUCUGGCCUGGCGCUGGAGGUCCAGUCAGAAUCAGAAGAGAUAGACACCACCAACUCAUCACAGGAGAGCAGAGAGAUAAACCAGACUGACCCGGGAGCAGAAGAACCGGAUCACACACCAGCGCUGGAGACAAAGCCAGUUCUACAGCCAGCAGAACCUGUGAUCAAGCUUGUCCGGUUCCAGUCUGUCCAGUCAUCUUCAGAACCUGAGCAGCAUCUCCGGUCCAGGUCAAUCCCAGCGGAGGAUCUCCAGCCAGCAGCUCUUCCGUUAAGAUCAGAGAAGAACCAGCAGAAGAAUCGAGAUACGGCUUCACACUCAGAACCAGAUUCUGAAGAUCCGCUAUUCCUGAUGUUCGGCACCGGCGGUCCCGUCACAGAACUGAUCCCGGACGAUGAAAUCGAGACCAUAGAGCUUCCUGAUGUUCCAUCACUUACCAUCAACGAUCUACCUGACCUAGAGGAUCUAGUGGAGACAGGCCAAGCCCACACAGUUCAGCAGGCUGCCUUCCGUCCAAAAAUUGAGGUGAUCUCUUCAGGAGACAGUGACUGGGAGCCAGAUGUGUCUAAGUCUUCUAUUCAGCUCUCCAGUGUUUCCUCACAGAGCCGGUCAGUCAUCCAUCAGAGCUUUGUCUUCAGCUGUGGAUCAGAACCAGAACCUGCAGAGCUUCCUGAUAGAGGAAGUGUUCCUCAGAGAGCAGGAGAGAACAAAAGAAACCUGAUCGAGGAGUUGGACUGAUCAGACUGAUUGGUGUCUCUGACAGGUGUAUUACAGUCUCAGCAAUAAUAAUAUAACAUUAAUUUGAUGUUUUUUAUGAAUAUAUGGUAUUAAUAAACAAAUUGAUUAAUAAAAUUCAGUUUUAAAAGAA